This is a messenger RNA of Moneuplotes crassus, 3069 nucleotides long. The record is from the annotation of a GenBank genome assembly. NCBI's taxonomy places the organism in Eukaryota, Ciliophora, Spirotrichea, Euplotida, Euplotidae.
UGAAAAUGACCCUUUUUCAAACUUCAAAUUAUGCCUAUGUCAAGCGCCUAAUUGGCGAAGAUGAUGAUACCAAGAAUCUAGACGAUAUGAAAUCCUCCUUUGCUAUGAAACUGUCAAAGUACCUGAGAGAGACAGGGACAGAGGAUAUAAUCGAGAUAAUCAGUGCUACAAACUCAGGCAUUAUCCCAAUGCUGUACGCCGUAGAGACUUAUUUUGACUUAGAGAACAUCCCUCCUAUUUUGAAGAUCAUUGAGAUUAUUAUUCUGAGUUAUUUCAUACUCCAAUUUUUGUUAUUUUUCUAUACUGCUGAGUCAAGAGUGGCUUACUGCUUUGGAAUCUACGCAAUCUUGGACUACAUCACCAUAAUCCCCUUCUUUUUAGUCAGAGUUGGAGUUCUUGGAGAGGAGAACUACUUAUUAUUCUGGAGAGUUCUCCGGCUCUUCUGUAUAUUUAGGAUAAAUAAACUAUUUAAGAAGAAGAAUAAGGAAAUUAGUAGAAGGACAUUCACGCUGAUUUUCACCCUUGUUUCAACUAUGUUCUUCAUGGCAGCAGCUAUGCUGGAAGUUGAGAAUAACUUUUUAGAUCAUGAGAUUCCCAAAAUAGAAGAAAAAGUGGCCCAAGAUAUACCUCUUGAGGGAUUUGAAUCUAAUUAUCCAGAAAAGAACUAUACAUUUCAUGAAAUGAUUUACUUUAUGAUUGUGACUAUGACCACUGUGGGAUAUGGAGAUAUUUUUCCUUUCACAGACGCAGGGAGGCUCUUGAUUAUCCUAACCAUUGGAGUAAUGCUUGGGCUGUUGCCUACACAAUUCCAAGAAUUACUGAAGGUACAGUCUUUAACUUCAAAAUAUGCUAGAUUUUCGUAUAAAAAGUCAAAGAAAGAUAGCCGGCAUAUUCUUGUGUUAGGAAAUGCACCUCCCGAUGACAUUAGAACCUUCUUGGAUGAAUGAUACCAUCCUGAUCAUGGCCAAGCUGAUAUAAAUGUGAUUAUUAUGAGGAAUUCAUCACCAACUAAGGAGAUGGUCGAUAUCCUGAAGCCACACUCAGGGAGAGCUAUUUAUUUAGAAGGAAACCCAUUGAAUCAUAAAGACCUCAAGAGAGCCAUGGCUGACUCUGCCACUUGUGUUGUCGUACUCAGUAAUAAGUUCUGUAAAGAUCCUAUUAUGGAGGAUUAUAGUAACAUUCUUCAGUCUUUCUGAGUUAAGCAAUAUGCAAAAGCGAGGAAAGAUAAAGAGCUCAGGCUAUGCUUACAGCUAGUCAAACCAGAACAUAAGGAUUUAUACUACUCAGGACUCCAGUCUGAGAUCAGAAUUGACCAAGUUAUAUGAGUUGAGGAACUGAAGCUUCAACUCCUCGCUAAAAGCUGUAUUUCACCAGGAAUAAUUACAAUUAUUUGGUCUUUGAUCACCUCUAACACUCCAUCUAUAAAUUUGAAAGAUAAGAAAGAGGAGAAUAAUAAGAAAAGCAUCGCUAAUCCUGAUCCUCGUUCACAAGAGAAUGAAUGGAUGAAAAACUACCUCUCUGGAACAGACUUUGAGCUUUAUCGAGUCCCACUAAAGCAGAAGUUAUAUGCUGGAUACAAGUUCAAAGAUGUUGUAAUGAUUUUGUUCCAUCAACUAAACCUCAUUUUAAUAGCUCUGGAGGUUAAAAUCGGAGACCAGCUCAAAGUGUUUGUGAAUCCUUCAGAGUACGUCUUCGAACCGCUAGAUCACCAUGGAUAUGUAAUCCAUCAUGAAAAUCCUGACUACAAUAUGAUAAACAACUUAAAUCUGGACAAGAACAAUAGCGAGAACUUUUUCAUUAGCAGAUAUCUGAACAAGAAGGAGCUGAAUUCUCAGAAAAAGUCAAAAUUCUUGUGAAAUAUGAACUUAUCCAAAAUAAUUGGGCCUAAUUUGACUAAAACAAGUAAGCUGAACUAUGAAAACUUUGCAUGCACAAAGAAACCAGUUCCUCUCAUUGAAGCUCAGAUCAAGAAGUGUAUCGAUAAAGGAAUUGAGGACCAUAUUAUAGUAUGUGGGAUUAUUUCUGGAAUUCAGAAUUUAAUCCUUCCUUUAAGGUCAAAGACAUUGUCAAACCCAAGGAUCCCAAUCGUGAUCCUGAGCAAUGAUAAUGGUAGAGAGGAUGGGAUUGAUUGUGAGACAAACAUCUGGAGGGAAAUAAACUGAUUCGAAGAGAUCUAUAUCAUGCAAGGAUCUGCUCUAAACCCAGCAGAUCUGGAGAAAGCAAGGAUCACUAAGGCCAUAGCUGUCAUUAUUUUGGCAAAACCACAUGAAGGAGGAGGAACUGCUAAUAUUAAAUACCAAACAAUGAUGGAUGCAGAUGUUAUAUUUAUGUAUAAAACAAUUAGAAGCACUUAUAACGCAUCUAGGAUAAUCACAGAUCUUGCUUCAACUUCAACAAUAAACUUUUUGAUCCAAGGGAAAGAUGAAAACCUUGAGAAAUAUGGGUACUCUAUUUCGAAGCCCUUUGCAGCCGGGGAGAUAUAUUUCUCAUCUCUAUUGGACACUUUAUUAUGUCAGGCUUAUUACUCACCGAAGAUUACUGAAAUCUUGAAUCAAAUGAUCAUGGGAAGUGCCAAUACACCUGAAAAGUUAUCGAAAGUGUACAAACAAUUCAACCUGUCUCAGUGUAGUUUAACAAGUGUGGAUGUUCCUGAUAUUAAAAAUCUAUCUUUUAGUAAUCUCUUCGAAUACUUUGUGAAAGUUCACAAUACGAUUCCCAUAGGAGUGUAUAAGUCAUACGUCUGGCUGCAUCCGAAGGAAUCAAAUGAUUACAAGAUUACUCCUAAUGACAAAUUAUUUGUGCUGACUGAUAAAGCGCCUCAUGAGAAUAUGGGCAUCAAGAAUGUUCAACAGCCAGAGCAACAACAUGCCCAAGGAGGCAAAUUUGCACCUAAAAAUGAGGAGAAGAAAUUAGAAAAGGAGAACCUUCUUACUCUCCAGAGUCUUAACAAACAACUCCAGGAUCUGUUCAUUAGCACCAAGGAGGUUUUCCAAGAUGUAAAGAACACGAAUAAAUUUAUCAUUGAGGAUCUAGCUGAUAAGGUGAAAUCUGAUAUAUAAUUUCAACUAA